This is a messenger RNA of Syngnathoides biaculeatus (alligator pipefish), 1811 nucleotides long. RefSeq names its product high mobility group 20B (gene hmg20b). Bases 471 to 1349 code for a protein of 292 amino acids. Lineage: Eukaryota; Metazoa; Chordata; Actinopteri; Syngnathiformes; Syngnathidae. The record is from RefSeq and is a predicted model, not a curated record. Gene Ontology annotation, cellular component: nucleus. Gene Ontology annotation, biological process: regulation of gene expression. The transcript has 9 exons.
UUAUGUUCAUUUAUUUUGUGUGUGUGUAUAGGAAUGAAUGAAAGGUUGCCUUUUUAAAAAUGGUUUCUUGCAUCCUUUAAUUGCUCUAUCGACCUGCACUUUUUUUUGUAAACAGGACAGCUCUAAUUGUCGAGGCUCACGAGUCCAAGCAAAUUUGUGAUGUGUACCUUUUGGUUGAUUAUGUUGAAAUAGGUAAGCAACUUCAAAAACCGAUCACCGAUGACGCAAAAGAAACGCCUACGAUCGUAUCAACCAAUGGGGAGUGACCCGUGUUGACCAAUCAGAAUAAAAGCAGUUGGCCAAUCGUAAGUCACUUUUUAGACGAAUCAUUUUUGAGCCUGGCUCGUCUUCCUGUUUUGCUGAGUGGUUUUUUUUCUCCUGGUGAACGGAGAAACAAUUAACCCCCUCCAAAAAAAGCACGGCGUAACCGAACGGGGUCCGUUUACGGUUGAGCAGGACGGGCGGAGAUCAUGGGUGGCGUCAAACAGGAGCAGAAUGAUGCUCCGCAGCACGCUCGAGCAUCGCAAUCUACAGAACAGCCUCAAGACGAGCCGAAAAAGCGAGGAUGGCCGAAGGGUAAGAAAAGGAAGAAAGUGCUACCCAACGGUCCCAAGGCACCAGUAACCGGCUACGUCCGCUUCUUGAAUGAGCGGCGGGAAGUGAUGCGGGCCCGGUAUCCUGACCUACCUUUCCCGGAAAUCACCAAGAGGCUCGGAGCAGAAUGGACGCGAUUAGCGCCAAAUGACAAGCAGCGUUACCUGGAUGAGGCUGAGAGGGAGAAGAUGCAGUACGCCCAGGAACUGAAGGAAUAUCACCAGACGGAGGCGUAUCAGAUCACCAGCACCAAGAUACAAGACAAGAGGAUUAAGAAAGAGGACAAUCCCUCUGUAAUUAUCAGUGCCAGUUCGGGCUUGCCAAAGACAUCCGAGCUCCCAAGCAGGUUUGACAUCCCGAUCUUCACAGAGGAGUUCCUUGAUCAGAAUAAAGCCCGAGAGGCGGAGUUGCGCCGACUCCGCAAGGCCAACGUCGAGUUUGAGGAGCAGAACGCGGUGCUCCAGAGGCACAUCAAAGACAUGUACAAUGCCAAAGAGCGUCUGGAGGCGGAGCUGAGCCAGGACGAGAAGCGCACACAGGCGCUCCACCAGCACUUGCUGGCCAUUAAACAUACGCUGGUCAACAGUCUGUCUGCUGUGCCGCUACCAGGCACAGGGGAGACGGCGUCCCUCGGAAACCUGGAUUCGUAUCUCAGUCGUCUCAGCGGCGCGCUCGAAGGGAACCCGCACAAGCACCGCGCCUUGCUCACCCAGCUUUGUGACGUCCUCUCUCACCUGGACAGCGAGAAGUUGUAAGACCCUCUCCCGCCUCCCAAGUCAUUCCUGCACCGGGCUGACGAGUUCCAGGCAAAGCGUUGCCUCGUGCAUCCGGCGCCAUCUGGGUCGAGGGUGAGGACGUCUCGAGGUCUGGAAAGGGCAGUGCCCUGAACACAUCAUUGGUCGGAGUGAGCGCUGCUCCUCUUCUCUACCACAUUUGCGAAUUCAUUAAAGUGUGCAGAAACUAUUCCUAUCUCUACUUACUUACUUUUGUCAGUAAUAAUGAGUUUACAAGUAAUGCCAGGUGGAAUUGGUGGCUGGGAUCAUUUAUGUACGCGGCGUUCUUUAUGAUAUUUGAAAUGUCGUAUGACUUAUGCUUUCGACUCGAUCACGGAAUGUUGUCGUAUCCUUUUGUAUUAUUUGUUGUGAACUGUAUUUGUAUUGUUUCCAAAAUGCUGUUUGAAACAGUGCUGAAAAAAAUUUCCGAUGUAAGGUCAACAA